Aspergillus calidoustus is the source of this 6713-nucleotide messenger RNA. NCBI's taxonomy places the organism in Eukaryota, Fungi, Ascomycota, Eurotiomycetes, Eurotiales, Aspergillaceae. The record is from the annotation of a GenBank genome assembly.
AUGCAUCAAAGAGUACCAGUGGACCGGCUCAACCUGGUUGUCCUCGGAGACCAGACGAGCAAUGUCUCUGCACUGCUGAAGAGGCUCUUGCUUGCAGCUCCACACAGCGUCGCCCAGACGGAAUUCAUCCGGGAUGCGAGUGCCGCGCUGAGAGCCCAGUCGGAUCGUCUGCGGCCAUUCCAGCGCGCGCACCUUCCCUCGUUCAAGAACAUCCACGAUCUUGCCCGAAUAUACCAUGAAACGCAUGGUGCCUGCCACCCCUCAAUCAGCAGCGUCUUGCUCUGCGUCGCCCAGCUCCUCCAGAUUUUCCGUUACUUCGAAGGCCGCGGUCGUCGUCCAGAGAACAAUGAGCUCAUCACGGUCGUUGGACUCUGCACGGGGUCCCUGGUGGCAGCAGCCUACGCUGCCUCUGCCUCGCUCGACGAUCUCAAGCACCUCGCCGUCCCAACAGUCUCCAUGGCCUUCCAGAUGGGUCUGCAAGCCGCAACAGCCAGUAGCAUGCUCCAUGAGCAAGGCAGCCCGCUCGGCAGCUGGUCCAUUGCCAUCCCUAAGAUGACAGAGGACGAAGCGCUCUCGGCCCUGAAUAUCUACGACGCCGGCGGUCAUCUUUCCCUUCGGCACCGGUGUUUCGUCAGCGCUGUGGGACUCAAAAGUGUCACCAUCAGCGGGUCGCCGCCGGCGUUGAAUCGCUUUGCAGAGAGCCUCACUGCGUCUCAGCCUUCGAGAAAGAUCAUCUGGUUGCCCAUUUACGCAGGAUAUCACGCGUCUCACAUCCAUACCGUGUUGGAUUUCUCAAGCUUCUUAUCUCGGUGUGGAGUCGACGCCGAGUUGCUGUCCAGCUUCAAGACGCUCAAGACUCUUCUUUCACCCUUGACUGGCCAGCCAGUCGACUCUCCCACCGCGUUGGGGCUUUUUAAGACCGUCGUGCAUCAUACUUUGCAAGCGCCGCUGAGGCUGGACUUGAUCCUCGACCGCUGUGAGCGGCUGAUACAAGAUAAUGCCAUAUCAACGGUCCGCAUCGACGCAGUCGGGCCGACGCCCGUGGCAGAGAGUCUGGCUGCGACUCUCCGGGGCUUCACCGACGCUACGGUCUCCGUGCAUGACCUCGUUGCACUUGACCCAGGGGCUGACGAGUACAGACCUUCGGCUUCCUUUAGUCAUGCGCCUCUGGCAAUCGUCGGCAUGUCUGGCCGAUUCCCAGGGGCAGAUAGUGCCGAGGGUCUCUGGAGUGUCCUUGAGCAAGGACUGGAUCUGCACCGCGUUAUUCCCAAAGACCGCUUCGACGUCGAAAGCCACGUCGACCCCACGGGAAAGACAAAAAACACCAGCUGGACCCCCUACGGCUGCUUUAUCGACCGCCCCGGGGAGUUCGAUCCUCGGUUCUUCAACAUGUCGCCGCGGGAAGCUCUGCAGACAGACCCGAUGCAGCGUCUCGCUCUCGUGACUGCGUACGAAGCUCUCGAGAUGUCGGGCUUUGUCCCAAACCGGACCCGCUCCACGGCGCUGAAUCGCGUUGGGACGUUUUACGGGCAGACCAGCGACGAUUACAGAGACGUGAAUGCUGCACAGGACAUCGGGACGUAUUUCAUCACCGGUGGGAUCCGUGCCUUUGGACCGGGCCGGAUAAACUACUUCUUCAAAUUCACCGGCCCCAGCUACAGCGUCGACACAGCUUGCUCCUCCAGUCUUGCAGCUAUCCAAUUGGCCUGCACCUCCCUAUGGAGUGGAGACUGCGACACCGCGAUUGCGGGGGGUCUGAGUGUCCUUACUUCUCCGGACCUAUACUCUGGUCUCAGCCGCGGCCAAUUCCUCUCGCAGAGCGGGUCAUGCAAGACCUUCGAUAACGGUGCAGACGGGUACUGCCGUGCGGACGGAGUGGGAAGCAUCGUGGUAAAACGCCUCAGCGAUGCAGAGCGAGACAGAGAUAACAUCCUCGCUGUCAUUCUGGGCGCAGGGACGAACCAUUCUGCUAACGCGAUCAGCAUCACGCAUCCCCAUGCUGAAACACAGUCUAACCUCUACCGCGACGUUCUCGAGCAGGCAGGAGUUGAUCCAGCAGAUGUGGGGUAUGUUGAGAUGCAUGGGACGGGCACGCAGGCCGGCGAUGGCACGGAGAUGCGGUCCGUUAUUGAUGUCUUUGCGCCGGCCAAGGGGUCCAGGGCGGAGGAGAAUCCGCUGUAUGUUGGUGCAGUAAAGGCAAAUAUUGGCCAUGGUGAGGCUUCUUCUGGAGUGGCCUCUCUAGUCAAGGCCAUCUUGACGUUUAAUCACUCGGCUCUGCCACCGCACGUUGGCAUUAAAAACGAGAUCAACCACGGAUUUCCUGAUUUGAAUGCUCGCAAUGUCCGAAUACCGUUCAAGAUGACUCCAUUUCUACAAAGAAACGGCAAGAAGAGAACGAUUCUCGUCAACAACUUUAGUGCCGCUGGCGGCAAUACAGCCCUCCUCAUUCAGGAACCUCCAGCGCCAGUCGUGUGCCAUGAUAUCGAGACGCGCCCGCUACAUCCAGUCACAGUGUCCGGACACACGAAAUCAGCGCUCCUGAAUAACCUCCAUAGGCUGGUCGACUAUCUUUCCGCCAACCCCGACACAUCCCCGGUCGACAUCUCCUACACCACCACCGCGCGCCGACGGCAUCACACCUUCCGGGCCACCGUUACCGAAUCCUCCCUUGAGGGCAUCAAACAGGCCCUGAUGGAGAAACAAGUCUCGAGCAUAGUCCCCCCUCCCACCUCGCAAAAGACAUCUCAACCCGUUAUCUUCAUCUUUACAGGCCAAGGCACAACCUACUCGGCCCUAGCCCGCGAGCUAUACAUGACAUCCACGCAGUUCCGCGCAGACAUCGAUCAUUUUGACGGGAUCGCACGACAGCAAGGGUUCCCCACCUUCCUGCCCGUGAUUGACGGGACCGCUGCGGACCUGGACGCCCUGUCCCCAAUUCAAACUCAGCUCGCUCUGGUCUGCGUCCAGGUCGCACUGGCACGACUGUGGAGCUCGCUGGGAAUCAAACCCGGGGCCGUCGUUGGGCACAGUCUCGGCGAGUACGCUGCGCUCCAGGUUAGCGGUGUCCUCUCGAUCAGUGAUGCAAUCUACCUCGUCGGGUACCGCGCGCGCUUACUAGAAAGCCGGUGUGAGAUGCACUCGCACGCAAUGCUGGCCGUUGCGGCGGACGAGGCGACGACAUUGAAUAGUCUCUCCGGGUCUCAGGCUGGCGCAGGUGUAGAGGUUGCGUGUGCGAACAGUCCGCGCGAGACAGUCCUUGCUGCACCAAGAGAGACCAUUGAUGCGGCGGCCGACUAUCUUUCUGCGCGAGGUAUCCGAACAACAAAGUUGCGUGUCCCGUAUGCGUUCCACUCUGCGCAGGUAGACCCCAUCUUGCACGGCCUCGAAGAGGUGGCGAAAGUGGUCAACAUGGGCACACCGCAGAUCCCGAUCAUCAGCCCACUUGCCGGUCGGGUUCUGCGCGAGGGCGAGGAGAUUGAUGCGCGGUACUUGCGAGAGCAUUGUCGGCAGCCCGUGCGGUUUGCGUCAGCUCUGCAGAACGCGAAAGAGACUGGCCUCAUUGUGGACUUGACCGUGUUCAUCGAGAUAGGGCCGCACCCGAUCUGCUCGGGAAUGGUUCGCUCAAUCCUCGAGGAGGGUGCACCACCGACGCUUCUGGCCACGUUGAAACGCAAAGAGAGCCCGUGGAAGACGCUUGUUGGGACCCUGGCUGCACUUCAUGAUCUGGGUUUCACCGUGAACUGGUCAGAGUAUCAUCGCGACUUUGAGGGUGCCUGUCGGCUGCUUACACUCCCGGCAUAUGCCUUUGACAACAAGGACUAUUGGAUUGAUUAUCGCAAUGAUUGGACAUUGCGCAAGGGAGAGCCAGCAGGACCCGAGCUCUCUGGCACGAAGGAGAUCGAGGCCACACCGGUUGCCAAACAGCUGUCCCAUUCUGUGCAUCGCGUGGUGAGCGAGAUCUAUGAUGGGACAAUCCCAGUGGUGUUUGAGACAGACCUUUCGGCGCCUCAGAUCCAUGAUGCCAUUGGUGGGCAUCGAGUUAAUGGGUCCGCUCUGUGUCCCUCGUCGGUAUACGCGGAUGUAGCGUUGACCAUUGCGGACCACAUCCACAAGCAACCCGCUUCCGGCUUCUCAAUGUCCGGAUACAAUGUCACCGCGAUGGAGGUUCAGAAUCCACUGAUCAUUAAAGAGCCACGCGAGACGGAAACCCGAAUCCUCCGUAUCCAUGCACACCCCGAUCGCCAAUCUCAAAGCAUACGCAUCGACUUCGUCUCAGCGGACAGCAUCAACAAGUCUGUCGAAACAAAGCACGCAACCUGUCUUUUGGAAUUCGGCUCUCCCGACAACUGGCUGCGCCGAUGGUCGCAUGAUCUCUACCUUAUUCAAGACCGGGUCGCCUCCCUGCAACACCGCGCCGACUCGGGCAGCGGAGACGUGAGUAGGCUCACCAGCCGCCUCACAUACCGGCUUUUCGGUGCCCUGGUCGAUUACGCACCGGGAUACCAACGCAUGGACCGGGUUGUGCUCGAUAGCGGUCUCCUCGAAGCGACAGCAACAAUCCGAUUAGAUGGCCGUGGUGCCGACGAUGGCGGGUUUUUGUACAGCCCAUACUGGAUCGAUGCGCUGCUGCACCUGGCCGGAUUUAUCAUGAACGGGAAUGACUCGCUGGAUUACAGCGAGGCCGUCUACAUCUCGCAUGGCUGGCAGGGGCUGCGGUUCGCAAAGCCUUUGGUCCCGGGCGCAGAGUACCAGGCGUAUGUGAGGAUGCUGCCGCGGGAUAAGACGGUCGUUGGCGGCAAUGUCUGGAUGCUGCGAGAUGGCGAGGUCGUGGGAUUGGCAGAGGACCUGAGAUUCCAGAGGGUUCCGAGGACUGUGCUUGAUCUGCUUUUGCCUCCCGUGGGCGCUAAGAGUGCGAUCGUGAAGAAGACAGCACCAAACCCGAGUCUCGUCGUGCCAGAGACGCCAGCUAGAAAGCCAGCAUCAGCAGUGGUCCCGCAGCAUGACAGUAGGCCGACGAGAAGAGAUGCCUUUCUCGACACCAUCGCCGCUGAACUGGGCGUCGAGCCUUCGGAGAUCUCGCCAGACGAUACAUUAUCUGACCUGGGCGUGGACUCUUUGAUGUCUCUAACCCUCGCGAGUAAUCUCGUCGAGCAAUUCGGUCUCUCGAUUUCUCACGCCGACCUCAUGAACGCCGCUACAGUCCGUGACCUCCUCGCCCUUUUGCAUGACAAGCAGGGUACAGCACCUAGCCCAACAGCUUCAGACAGGAAGCCUCAUACAAGCAUAUUCAGUGAAGCACAACCCUCAUCAUCUUCAUCGACGCUGACAAGAAUCUCCACUCCCGACAGUACAACUGGGGAAGCCGCAGAGCUUGUGCGAACGCUCAUCAUCGAAGAAACAGGAAUCGCCUCAGAAGAUCUCGAGCCAUCGGCCGACCUAAGCACGCUGGGUGUAGACUCGCUCAUGAGCCUAGCAAUCCUCGCUCGUUUGCGCGAGGCGGGAAUUGAGCUACCGACCAGCUUCUUCCUAGAAAAUCGGACGGUGAGCGAUGUUUUUCGAGGACUCGCGUGCCAUCUGGGCGUCGAGACACCGCACUCGCAGACGUCAAGCGCAAGCUCCAGCUCCAGUUUGAGUUCAAGCUCAGGCACAUUUCACUCGCGACUGCUUCUACUCCAACGCCGGUCGAAUCCCACCAGCUCGGCCAACCUCUUCCUCUUCCCCGAUGGCUCCGGCACGCCCUUUGCGUAUGCAGCGCUCGACCCGCUCGGCCCGGGCCUGGAUGUCUACGGUCUCGUGUGUCCCUUCAUCGAUGCACCUUCGCAGUACAGCAUUGGCAUCGAAGCCACCGUGAAGAUCUACCUCGAUGCGAUCAGGCGGAAACAGGCGCAUGGCCCGUACCAUCUUGGCGGGUGGUCGGUCGGCGGCGUCUUGGCCUACGAAGCCUCCAAGCAGCUGCUCGAAGCUGGCGAGAGAGUUGGCUCGCUCAUCCUCAUCGAUGCGCCUUGCCCAUUGACUCUUCCGCCCAUGCCCGCCUCACUAAUUGACCGCUUAGCGGCCAAGGGGGUAUUCGGGCAGUUCGAAGAUGUAACCGGCCGUGGCCGGGAGGAGAGAAUAGGUAAACGACAAAACCUGUUAGCGCACUUUGAUGCAACGGUGAAGAAUCUAGCAGGAUACAGACCGGCCGCUAUUGCAGCUGGUCCUGGGUCAAUUCCAUCGACAUUGAUCGUCUGGGCGCAGGAAGGCGUGGAUCCCAGCGCCAACUUGUCUCUCGCCUCUUCGAAUCCCACCGAGUCCUGGAUUCUAGAAGAUAGAGCGAGCAGCAUUGGGCCACAGGGCUGGGACUUGUUAUUGCCGGCGCAGAAGAUCUCCACGCGCUCGGUGUCGGGAAAUCACUUUACGAUGAUGGUUGGGCAGAAUGUCGCCUCAGUUUCGAGGCUUUUGCAGGAGUAUUUAUAGUCUGGGAGGGUAGCGUAAAAAUGGACUACCUUCAAAGGUUGAGUGCAGGGGCAGGUCAGAUUGCGUUAGUCUAGUUAGAUGGAGUAUGUUAUAACUGCAGUGGUAGAGUACAACUGGAUAGUCCUUCCAUUGAAAUGGUGUGACGAGCUUGUAAUCCUGUAGCGUAAUGCACUGCUAGUACUCAACAGCCAUAGAUGAUCUAGCACCCUCCCUUCCCACUCUACUCCUUAUCAAGGGCAAACUGCUCCCAAAGCGCC